This is a messenger RNA of Exaiptasia diaphana, 771 nucleotides long. Its product is annotated as carbonyl reductase family member 4. NCBI's taxonomy places the organism in Eukaryota, Metazoa, Cnidaria, Anthozoa, Actiniaria, Aiptasiidae. Bases 1 to 771 code for a protein of 256 amino acids. Gene Ontology annotation, molecular function: oxidoreductase activity, acting on the CH-OH group of donors, NAD or NADP as acceptor; quinone binding. The transcript is spliced from 3 exons. Gene Ontology annotation, biological process: fatty acid biosynthetic process. The record is from RefSeq and is a predicted model, not a curated record.
AUGGCGACAAGCUUGAAUGGYAAAGUUUGCKCGGUCUUUGGUGGUUCUUCAGGAAUAGGUAAAGCGAUAUGCCAGCUGUUUGCAAACCAUGGUGCUCGAGUAAUUGUUAUUGGCAGAAACUCUAUCAAAUUAACUCAAACGGCCAAGUGUUUGUACUCUGACGGUGACGAACAGCAGCAUGCAAGUUUCGUUUGUAAUGUAACUGACCCCGUUCUUGUACUCAAGACAGUAUCACAAAUAGAAUCAGAACUAGGAAGUAUAAACAUCCUUAUAAAUGCUGCAGGGAUUAACAAGGAUUUUCUUUUGGCGAGAAGUAAAAUAUCAGACAUAGAAGCUAUUAUACAAACAAACCUUCUUGGAUCGAUGUACACUUCAAAAGCAGUUCUUAAAUCAAUGAUUCAGCGACGACAGGGAUUUAUUAUUAACAUCGGUAGUAUUGUUGGAAUGAAAGGAAAUGUUGGACAAAGUGUGUACAGUGCAAGUAAAUCAGGUCUUGUUGGUUUUACAAAAUCCCUUGCUAAAGAAGUUGCUUCUAAAAGCAUUUGUGUCAACCUUGUGGCACCAGGUUUGAUACAAACAGACAUGACUGCUAAUAGCYACACAUCAUACAAAGACUUGAUUCCCUUGAGCAGAUUUGGUGAUCCAUUAGAGGUGGCAAAAAGUGUUUUGUUUCUUGUUCAGUCACCAUACAUCACAGGACAGAAAGACCAACCGAUUCCGCAUUCACUACCGAACGGCAUUGUGGGUAGUCAGUAUUCACUCAUCAUAUAG